AGUGAAAUUUUUUUUUCUCAUAUGCAAUUGAUAAAAAAUAUUUUGAUAUGACUUUGGUGAAAAGUGGGUUAGUGAAUUAAAAUUAAAAAAAAAUUUUUUUGGGAAAUUUGUGACAAAAUUAUUGAAUCGAAAAUGGAACGAAUUGACUAUCGAAUACCUGAUUUUCAAACGCCAUUGUUACCAAAUAUAUCGGAUAUCCAAAAUUCAACAGAAUAUACAAAUCAUAUUCAUCGAUCGAUCGAUACUUUACGAUCGUUAACCGAUCGAGCUACAUUGAAUGUAACGUUAGCGGCUCAACAACAGAAUAUUACCGAUGGACGAGGAGGUCAAUCACCAAAUGUAAAUAAUCAUCGAAUAUUAGAUCGAAUAUCACCAAAUGAUCGAUUAUCGUCGAUGGAUCAUCAUAGGUUGUUAGAUCCGAAUGCAAGGAUUUCACCUGAGUUAGAAUCAUCGGACGAUCGUCAUCGAAUCCACUCAACGGCACAGCAUGAACAACAACGAUAUUUAAAUAAUUACAACAAUGAUUUUGGAGCACGAUCAUCGAUACAUCAUCGUGGUAACGAUGAAUCGGAAUCGAUUAACGUUGCCCAGGAUUAUCAAGAACGUAAUCAACGUAUACACGAAACAAACGAUUAUCAAUUUAAUCGGAACACAAACGAUUUUAAUUCAGUGAAAAAUGAAUUCCCAUGUGCUCCAGGUAAUGGAGCACCACCGUCGGCUGCAUCCAGUUCGGCGGAUAAUCGUUAUAACAAUUACCAUAGUGCAAAUAAUACUAGUGAUGAACAUUUUCGACAAAAUAAUAGACAUAAUAAUGAUACAAUUAAUAAUAAUAAAUCGUGCGCCGGUGAUGGAGGAAGUUACUCAAAUAGUUCGCCAUCAAGUCCUGGCACACCAAUCUCAAUUGAGGGUGGUAACAAUUUUAAAUCCGAUGGGGAGAAGGUAUUUGGAAGCAAAGCCGAUUUACAAUUACAUACACAAAUGCACAUGCGAGAAGCGAAACCAUACAAAUGUUCACAAUGUUGUAAAGCAUUUGCGAACAGUUCAUACCUUAGCCAGCAUACUCGAAUACAUUUGGGUAUAAAACCGUAUCGAUGUGAAAUUUGCCAAAGAAAAUUCACUCAAUUGAGUCAUUUACAACAACAUAUUCGAACGCACACGGGGGACAAACCUUACAACCAACUUACUCGAAAACAUUUGGGUGCAAAACCGUAUCGAUGUGAAAUUUGCCAAAGAAAAUUCACUCAAUUGAGUCAUUUACAACAACAUACGCGGACGCAUACGGGGGAAAAGCCUUACAAAUGUCGUCACCCCGGAUGUCAAAAAGCAUUUUCACAGCUAAGCAACUUGCAAUCGCAUUCACGUUGCCAUCAAACCGACAAGCCGUACAAAUGUAAUUCAUGCUACAAAUGUUUUAGCGACGAGCCAAGUUUGCUUGAGCACAUUCCCAAACAUAAAGAGAGCAAACAUUUGAAAACACAUAUUUGCCAAUAUUGUGGCAAAAGUUAUACCCAAGAAACAUAUUUACAGAAACAUAUGCAAAAGCACAGUGAACGUGUCGAUAAACGACCUCCAAUCACUGGGGCGGGAGGUCCUUUAACUGGUCUCAAUAGGAAUCUAUUAGCUGCAGUGAGUGCGGCUGGUGUUGCUUCUCUAGAAUCACCGUAUUGGUCGAAAUUAUCCCCCGAUACAAUGUCUAGUUUAGACUUGGAACGUCUCGAAUAUCAUAACCAUCACAAUUCCGCUGCGCUCACAUCAAAUGCAGCUGCGUUACUGCUCGAACGAAAUAGUGGCACAAAUUUGGGCCUUCUAGAUCGAUCCUCUAAUUCAAAUGUACAAAAUUUACAUUUAGAGCAUCGUAACACAAAUUAUGGUGGAAAUAACGCCACAUCAGCUCGUCAACAAAAUCAAACCGAUGCUAAUCAAGCAUUUGGAGGAAGUCAAACACGACAAAACACAGACACUGCGAAUAAUGAGAACAUACCAGAGAAUAAUGGUGCGAACGCAGGUCGAACAGCGUUCGACACAACAAAUAAUCUAAACAAAACACAUCCGGAUCGUAAUAGCUCGAAUCCGGGAAGCCAACAUAACAACAACAACCACGAUAAUAUUGGAGAAGAUUUAGUUGUAAGUAAUCGACAUUGUCGAGUCAAUUCCCCGCCAAAUGAUUCAAAUGUCGGCGGAGGUAAUCCUGGAGGACCAAAUGGAACAAACACAUCGACAUAUGAUACAAAUAAAUCGGGAUACGAAAUCUCGAUAUCACGGAGUGUCGCUAAUUCAGCAUUUACACCCAUUUCGGGUAUCAACCAUAUUAAUUUGAAUCAUCCAAUGGGACGACCCUAUUUGUACGAUGCGCUAAGUUUUCAAAAUAAAGAACUCAAUUUAAAUUUAAAUAAAAGUGCUGGCAACUCAAAUGCAUUCCCAAAUCAAUUGAUUUCCCUUCAUCAAAUACGAAAUUAUGCUCAUCAACCAUCUUCAAUAGGAUCCACAGAACAUAUAUUAGGAUUAAAAGAUAAAUAAUUAUCCAAAAUUUGCUGAGACAACAGAUAAGGGAAUGUAAAACACAUUCAUGAAACUUGAGUUCCCCAAAAUGUAUUGCUUGUGCCAUUUUUAAACUAUUUAGUUGAAUAUCUGUUCAGCGAAACUUCGGGAAACAUCGUACAAGUUACGAAAUUUUUAGUUUCUAGAAAUACUUCCAUCAAGUUUUACCUUAUUCCCUGUAGAAUGAAAAUUUUCACAUAAUCAGAAAAAAAAUGGAUGGUUUCGAAAAAAUCAACGUUUUGCCACCUUUUUUCCACAAGUUUUUGUAGUUUACUCGAAAAGUAUGCAUUUUAGAGAAAAAAUAGAUCUACCCAAAGUUAUCGAGCAUAAAAUUUUCGAUCGAUUUGUAUAUAUAAGCUUUUCUGAAAAAUCUUCAUGUUCAAUUUUCCAUGUUUUUGGUUUUUUUUAGUUUUUCUGAAAAACUUUGCAUUUUAGGGAAAAAAUACUCCUGAUAAAAGUUGGUAAGCAUAAAAUUUCCUACCAAUCUGUAUAUUUUGAUUAUUCCCUAAUCGUUAAUUUACGCCGAAAUCACCCUUUGUUUCUCCGCAUAUGAAAAUUUUUAAGGUAAAAAGGUAAAACUUGACAUAGGUCAUUGCUUCCUCGAAAAAUUUAAGUAAAUUUCACCUAAUUUGAUGGGAGUGCAAAGCCGGAACGAAAAAAGUUCUCGAUUCCUCAUCGAUGACCACGAAAUCUACCUUUUUGUGGGUUCGAUUUCGAAGAGAUUUCUAAUUUCCGAACCGAAAGACUUGGGUCAUUUUUCCCCAAAAAAACAAACGCUUCAUUGAAGAAAUAUCCAUCUAGAAUAUUUUAAAAAUGAGAUACACGCUACAGAACCCUUAUCUAAAGUCCGUAGUAAAUUUUUACAUCAUUAUAAAUAAAUUUUACUACCCCCCCUUUCUCCUUGAUCCUCCUCCCCAAAAUCUUUUAUUCCUGCUAAACCGUACUAUUUUAAUAAAUGUUCAAAUAAAUUUCUAUAUAUGGAAAUCAUUUCGAAUUUGUUAAUAGAGUCGAAGGGCUACCCAAAAAAACAAAAAAAAAGAUUUCCAAAUUUUUAAAUGUUGUCGAAAACAGUUCAGAAACGAUUGAUUUCACACUUGUCUCGAAACUGUAUUUCCCUACCCAAAAUGUGUAUUUUUAAAACAAAUUGAAACAAAUGAAUUGAAAAUAAGAAACUCUUAGAAUACACAAAAUACAGUAAAACUGCUCUUUGAUUGAUUUGUUUCAAUUUUGAAUUUAAAAGAAUUUUUUUGUAAAAAGUAAUAUUAG
Messenger RNA from Chrysoperla carnea, 3804 nucleotides. Its product is annotated as zinc finger protein rotund-like. Gene Ontology annotation, molecular function: DNA-binding transcription repressor activity, RNA polymerase II-specific; RNA polymerase II cis-regulatory region sequence-specific DNA binding. The transcript has 4 exons. Lineage: Eukaryota; Metazoa; Arthropoda; Insecta; Neuroptera; Chrysopidae. Gene Ontology annotation, biological process: negative regulation of transcription by RNA polymerase II. The record is from RefSeq and is a predicted model, not a curated record. Bases 133 to 2517 code for a protein of 794 amino acids.